Molecule: messenger RNA, 2871 nt
Organism: Rhododendron vialii
Lineage: Eukaryota; Viridiplantae; Streptophyta; Magnoliopsida; Ericales; Ericaceae
Product: peroxisome biogenesis protein 5
Exons: 15
Coding region: 274-2532 (752 amino acids)
Biological process (GO): protein import into peroxisome matrix, docking
Cellular component (GO): peroxisomal membrane; cytosol
Molecular function (GO): protein binding
Source: RefSeq, a predicted model, not a curated record
AUCGCGGGGGGUCGCAAUAAAUUACUCUAUCACACAAACCGAACUACUCCCAAAUAGACAGACGGCGUUUCUCCUUCUCCUUUCUCCUUCUUCGUCGUCAUCUUCUUCCUCUACUGCAUAUGCCUUCCUCCUCUCCAAAUAGAUAACACUUAGAAGUUUAUCAUCCAUACGUAUACAAAAUAUAUAUCCAGUGUAAACAGGAGUACGGAAUCGAAUUACGGAAGAAGAAGAAGAGAGUUGUGAAUUCCGAGGAGGAAUAAGAGGACAGAGAAAAUGGCGAUGCGCGACCUCGUCACCGGUGGGGCGGCUUGCGCUGUACCGGGCUCUUCUUCUUCGUCGAAUCCCUUCGGUGCUUUAGCCAACACCCUGAUCGGUUCUUCUUCUAAAACUCAGGAAAGGCUGAAAGAGAUUCCUACAUCAACAACCACCUAUUCGGAUGGUAAUGUUUACGCAGGAACUGAUGAGCCGUUGACUACACUCCCAGGUUCAGAGUUUGACCGUCCACUGCAACCUAAUGUUCAGGGCGCAGAAUUUUUCCGGGGCUUCCGCAGUGCAGAUCAGGGUAGACUUGCAGACGUUUGGGAGGAGAUACACAAUCCUCAGCUUCCUUAUUCCCAAGGAAGAGGCAGUAUAACCCAUUUGCCUGCAAUAGAACAAACAAUAAGACCUAAUAAUCAAUUGCAACCAGAUUUUGAUGGGCCACCACAAAGAGUUUUAUCAAGUUUUCUGCAUUCAUUUGUAAAUAGCAACCAAGGUGGUAUACCAUUUCGUCCCACUCCACUUCCAGUAUUGGGAUUGUCUGAAGGUGACAAACAAUGCAUACGUGAUCGCAGCAGCAUAAUGGCUCGACAUUUUUUUGCUGAUAAAAGUGAAGACUUCAUCGAUGCACAGGUAAAUGCAUUAUUAUCUUCCUUGGAUAUUGAUGGUGAUAUUCGGGCAAGGGGACCGCUGCCUGGUAGAUUUCGUGAGCUUGAGGACUAUUGGAAUGAAUCUCAAGGUAUGAUGAAACCUGGGCCUCACGCUGCCGAUGGAUGGGUUGCUGAAUACACGCAACGCAGAGUAGAGCACAGUGAUCCUAAUGCAUGGGCUCAUUCAUUUGAACUACAACAUGGUGCUAAUGGUUGGGCUUCUGAAUUCGAGCAUGAACAAUCUCAGAUUGCAUCACUAAAUCAAAUGAAAGGUGCAAAUAUUGCAAAUUUGGCUGCUAUGGAGCAGACUCGUAUGUUAGCCCACACAUUAGCACAAAAUAACGACCCUAAGUUCCAGAAUUCAAAGUUCCUCCAGUUUGUAUCGAAGAUGAGUCGUGGGGAAAUAAUUAUGGAGGACAAUCAAGUCAAGCCAAAUGCAGUAUCUGCACCUGGGGAUUGGGCAACUGAAUAUCAACAACAGUUUAAUGGAGGUCAUGCAUGGGCUGACCAGUUCGCGCAUGAGAUUUCUCGUGGACCAGAUGGGUGGGCUAGUGAGUUUGCUGCAGAACGUGAUCAAAAUGGAUUAGUUGAUGACCAGUGGGUCAAUGAAUUUUCCAAAUUGCAUGUUCAGGACUGGGCUGAAGAAUUUGGGAAUCAGUUCGGUGAAGGGGCAUUGGGAGAGAAUUCUGCUGAUAACUGGGCAAAUGGCUAUGAUGAUUACUUGAAUGAACAAAUAGCUGCCAAGCAACGGUCAGAGACUUCGAGGGGGGUUUAUGAGUUCUCUGAUAUGAAUCCUUACGUCGGUCACCCAAAUCCCUUGAAAGAAGGUCAAGAGCUGUUUCGCAAAGGUCUUUUGAGUGAGGCUGUACUUGCUCUUGAGGCUGAAGUACUUAAAAACUCUGACAAUGCUGAAGGCUGGAGGUUACUUGGAAUAGCCCAUGCUGAGAAUGAUGAUGAUCAACAGGCUAUUGCAGCCAUGAUGCGUGCUCAGGAGGUUGACCCAACAAACCUGGAAGUUCUUCUUGCUCUUGGCGUGAGUCACACAAAUGAGUUGGAACAAGCAGCUGCAUUGAAGUACUUGUAUAGUUGGCUACGCCAUCAUCCAAAGUAUGGGACGCUCGCUCGACCGGAGAUGUCUGAUUCUCUGUAUUAUGCUGAUGUUGCUAGAUUAUUCAAUGAGGCUGCCCAAAUGUCACCUGAGGAUGCUGAUGUACAUGUAGUUCUUGGUGUUUUGUUUAACUUAUCCAGAGAAUUUGACAAAGCCAUUGCGUCAUUUAAGACUGCUUUGAAGCUCAAGCCACGAGAUUACUCUCUUUGGAACAAGCUUGGUGCGACACAAGCCAAUAGUGUCCAGAGUGCUGAUGCAAUAGAGGCUUAUCAACAGGCACUAGAUUUGAAGCCUAAUUAUGUUCGUGCAUGGGCUAACAUGGGGAUCAGUUAUGCCAACCAGGGUAUGUAUGAGGAGUCCAUCCGUUACUAUGUCCGAGCUCUUGCAAUGAAUCCAAAAGCAGACAAUGCCUGGCAAUAUUUGAGAAUUUCUUUAAGUUGUGCUUCUCGGAAUGACAUGAUGCAAGCUUGUGAUUCCCGGAAUCUUGAUGUUCUCCAAAAGGAGUUCCCACUGUGAUUUUGCUUUAUUUGAUUGGAAGCUUCCUCGUUCUUCAUGUUUAAAAGGAAAGAGCGAUUGGGGAUUACAGCUUAAUCUUAACAAAUAAUCCGGCUUUAUCAUGAAUGGGAAAGCUGUCCCAGUGUAGGGAGACGAAAGAUUAGAUGUGGCUAAUCUUGUUCCCUAAAAUUUAUUCCUAACGAAUUGUACCAUUGAGCUCCUACUGGUGUGACUGUACAAUGUUUAUAGUACUAUAAAGGCGGCCAUUGUUAAAAGGGGAGAAGAAUAAGAAUAGUGAUGAGAGUUGUAUGAAUGGUAUUUGUAAUACAGAAUGUGAAAUUACUGAAGUUCUUGCAGACA